UACCACGUCCAGAGUCCCUGCACGCGCGCUCGCACGAGAACGUUUGCACAGAACGGGCUACUGAGCUUUCUGGAAGUCCUGAACCUCCGAAAUGGCAACUGAAGUUUUUGAUAAACAGAAAACCAUCGAUCUGAGAAAGAAAUAUAUUGGGCGUGGAGAUGUGGACAUGCUACUAAAGCAAUGUCCAAAGUAUUAUAUCAGAGAGGACAGUAUAUGCUGCAAUUAGUCCCUCCUGCAAAGUCUUCUUCAACCAUGACCCCAUCAAAAUUAUACGAGCCCGAGGUCAGUACAUGUACAGUGAGAAAGAUGAGCAGUAUCUGGACUGCAUCAACAACGUUGCCCAUGUUGGACACAGUCAUCCAGAGGUUGUUAGUGCAGGGACCAAGCAGAUGGAGCUCCUGAACACCAACUCCCGUUUUCUGCAUGACAACCUUGUGCACUAUGCACAGCGCCUCCAAGCCACUCUGCCUGAAAAGCUCUCUGUCUGCUACUUCGUUAACUCAGGCUCUGAAGCCAAUGACCUGGCCUUGAGAUUGGCUUGGCAGCACACUGGUCACAAAGACAUCAUCACGCUGGAUAAUGCCUAUCAUGGCCACGUGUCCUCGCUCAUUGAUAUCAGCCCCUAUAAGUUUCACCAGCUGGGGCAGACGGAGCAGAGCCAACAUGUGCACGUGGCUCCAAGUCCAGACAUCUACAGAGGAAAAUUCAGAGAAGACCACCCAGACCCUGCUACCGCCUAUGCUGAUGAAGUUAGAGACAUCAUCGAGAAAGCGCAUGCAAAAGGGCAUAAGAUCGCUGCUUUUAUUGCCGAAUCCCUGCAGAGUUGUGGAGGGCAGGUUAUCCCCCCGGUGGGCUACUUCCAGAAAGUGGCACACCAUGUGAGAAACGUGGGGGGUGUCUUCAUUGCUGAUGAAGUGCAGGUUGGUUUUGGAAGGGUAGGCAGCCAUUUCUGGGCUUUUCAACUGCAAGGGGAUGAUUUUGUGCCCGAUAUUGUGACAAUGGGCAAACCCAUUGGGAAUGGGCACCCAAUGUCCUGUGUCGUAACUACCAGAGAGGUGGCUGAAAGCUUCAUGUCAUCUGGAAUGGAGUACUUUAACACAUUUGGAGGGAAUCCAGUGUCGUGUGCUAUCGGAAUGGCCGUGCUUGAUGUAAUUGAGAAGGAGGAUCUCCAAGGCAAUGCCCUGCGUGUGGGAAAAUACCUGAUGGAGUUACUGGAGAAGCUGAAGGAGAAACACCCCUUAAUAGGAGACACCAGAGGCUGUGGUCUUUUUGUUGGAGUGGACCUGGUGAAAGACCGACUUAAAAGAACCCCUGCAACAGCUGAAGCCCAGGACGUCAUUUACAGACUGAAGGAUCAGAAAAUUUUAUUAAGUGCAGAUGGGCCACACCGCAAUGUUCUGAAGUUCAAACCCCCCAUGUGCUUCUCCAGAGAAGAUGCUGAUUUGGCAGUUGGAAAAAUUGAUCACAUUCUUACAGACCUCGAAAAGGCUUUGGGGCUCUGUAUAUCUGAUGCUCCAGAUCUUGAAAGUGUACCUAACAAGAGAAAGAACUCUUUUAAGGAAAUUGUGCAUGGAUUCCAGUCAAAUAGUGUCAGUAACAGCAAUACAAACACAAGGACUAACAAAAAACAAAGAACAUAAUUUACCUUCUACUUCUUUAAAAGUCAUACUGUAUAGGCUAUCUAUAGAUCAAGGUCAAAUUGUUUGUAUCCAUUUCCAUGUUUUAAAAGAGUUAUAAUGUACAUGAUAAUCCAAACAUUAUGUAAACACCAUGUAAAGUUAAGCAUUCCAUUACGUGGAAAUGAGGACAAUAUUUACUGUCUUGCUGGAGAUGGUUGCAAAAACAAAUAACUUUGCGAAAGUUUAACAAAUAUUCACACCAUGCUAGACUUCAGUACAAUUCACAUACACUAAAACUUGUAAUCUAAAUAUUUAAGUAUUGGAACAGAGGUAAUUCAUUGAUCUGUAGCAAGUAACAGCAAAGGACUGUAUUUCUGAAAACGAAAUCGUCAGCAAUUCAUUCAUUAUGAAAGGGCCUGCACACUGAUGUGUUUGGCAAGAAAUACGCUUGACAGGCAUGGAAACAUAAAUGUUUCGCCGUCACUUUCUAACACUGAACCGUGUCCCCAGUUUGCAAGCUUUUAAAAUGCACCAACAGCAAGGGAGUGCUCAAUCAGCAAGUUUUACCAGGACCUCGUAUAAUAAUGACAGAUUGUGAACCAUUGGCCAUUCUAACUGUAAUGGGGUGGAAAAGGCCCUAAAAUGGCCUGCACUGAGACUGUGUAGAAACACAAGAUCUCAGUUAGUUACAUUUUUGGCUAAAUUAUGAAUUGAUAAUGAAUGAUAAUGAAUUGACUGUUCUCUUCAUGGAAAAAAAUAUAUAUUUUAAUCUGCUGAAUAAAAAUAUAAUGAAAAUAAUUAUUUUAAAAACCUCUAAAUACAUUUCUAACAAAUAUGUAUUUGUACCAAAAUGUAUUCUUAACAAUUUGAUAGUACUGUCCCAUUUUAAAUUUUUUUUAUUCUUAAUCUCAAUUUAUUUCAUUAUCAUUUUAAAGCCUAAAUAGUUCAUUCAAUGUUCUUUGCAAAAAAAAAAAAAAAUCUAAUUAAUGCUUCAAUAGCAAUAGGUGCUACAGCUAUUUUGUUUCCAUUUUGUAAAGCAUUUAUCUUGCGCAAGAUAAAACAAAAACUGAGACAAUACAAUUAAAAAGUAACAAGUCAUCCCAAUGUGACAUAUGAGCAUGUUAAUGAAUAUUAUCAUUUGUCCCAUCUUUUGAACUUCAGUGACUUGAUGAUCUUACAGGGACACAUUAUUCGAAUGCACAUGCAGAUACGAAUUUACAGAGGCUGAAUUUGAACCAGCUGACCUUUAAAAGGCAAAGGAGCAGUUUUCCGACGUGUGUGUUCUUGGAAGUCUAUAUGAUAUUGCUUUGAGGUUAGUGGAGCGUUUAUACCGCCUGCUAUGGAGUGACAACGGCCCUCAUUUCAUCGAAACAAUUGUCGGUCAGAAACCAGUUAGUUAACUAUAUCAAGAUUUGGGCUUUGACGCCAUAUAACUCGUGUCUGUUGUGUUAGCCAGUUUAGACCGCGUUAGAAAUCUAUCUAAUGUCGUAGCUAUAUAUAUUUUUAUCUCUCCCAUCUGACAAUUGUCAAAUUAAGAUAAAACACUGAAGAAAAAUAUGAAUCUCACAAGCAGUGCACCGCUUAGUAAAAAAAAAACGCCAGCCCGCCUCAGUUGUUACACAGUAGCCUACUUUCUCAAAACGACGUUAAGUAACUGAAACAAACGUAAAAUGGGUUGUAACGAUGCAAUCCAUCUUGUCCGGCCUGCAACCACAACAAGCAAGGAAUUUCACUCUUCAAAAACCCUUUUUUCCAAAUUGUUUAGACAGAUGCACUCGUUUAGCUGCGUGGCCAACAAAUUUGUGCUAACCACACCCUAGAAGGCUUUGAAAAAAGUUAUGAUAAGACUUCAAAAACUUAAGUCUGGCUGCUUCUUACAUCUAAAACCAUGAGUCAUUAGUCAGUUUCUAGUCACAGGCUAAGAUAUUCCAAAAACGGGAUCUGGCUGGGUCACCAUUUGAAAACUGCAUCUAUAUUCCUUUUGAGGUCAUUUCCCCUCAUGCUCCUGUUGGAACUUUACAAGAAGAGAAAUCUGAGCGAUGGAGAAACAGAAGCAUAUUUUGUGACCACAGCUGCCACCUUUUCAUUCUCUAUAGCGGUACAAAUGGGAAGACACCAAGACACUUAGGCUCACUCCACAACUGCACUGGUUUCUCCUCCUUUUGCGCUGUCCAACAAAAGCACGUCUCCGGAGACCUUCCCGAGGUCUCUUCAGGUCUCCGGUCCAUCUACCCGCUUUGCUGCUAAGGAGAGCUCAGCUAUUGCUUGUUGACACUGUCCACCUCACUAUGAAUAAACCAAAAAUAAAAACUUAUA
This is a messenger RNA of Electrophorus electricus (electric eel), 3935 nucleotides long. RefSeq names its product ethanolamine-phosphate phospho-lyase (gene etnppl). Gene Ontology annotation, molecular function: pyridoxal phosphate binding; transaminase activity; ethanolamine-phosphate phospho-lyase activity. Lineage: Eukaryota; Metazoa; Chordata; Actinopteri; Gymnotiformes; Gymnotidae. The record is from RefSeq and is a predicted model, not a curated record. Gene Ontology annotation, cellular component: mitochondrion.